Messenger RNA from Dracunculus medinensis (Guinea worm), 414 nucleotides. The record is from the annotation of a GenBank genome assembly. Lineage: Eukaryota; Metazoa; Nematoda; Chromadorea; Rhabditida; Dracunculidae.
AUGGUUGUUAAAGCUAAGAAAUUUUCUUCAAAGCAUGUUAAAUUAGUUGGUGGUAAGAAGAAGAAGAAAAAGCAAACAUUAAAAUUCAAUAUUGAAUGCAAAAAUCCAUGUGAAGAUGGAAUUAUGAAUAUCAACGAUUUCAUGCUUUUCUUGAAUGAACGCAUCAAGGUUAACGGUAAAACAGGACAAAUGACUGCAAAUGGAGUAUCAAUUCAAGUGAACAAAUCAAAAGUGACUCUAACUUCUGAGAUACCAUUUUCGAAACGUUAUCUUAAAUAUUUGACAAAGAAAUAUUUGAAGAGAAACACUCUUCGAGAUUGGUUAAGGGUUGUUGCUUCUAGCAAAGACACAUAUGAGCUAAGAUAUUUCCAGAUUAACCAGGAUGAUGAGGAUGCGAGUGAAAAUGAAUCAUAA